AUGUUCUCUUGUCAAUAUUUAAUCAAUAUACAAAUUAUUUGUAUUCUAUUAUUACUAACAAUUAAUCAACCGACAAUCAUUGAAUCCACAGGACAAUUAGAAUAUCGUAUACAAAAUGGUUUUCCAGUCAAGAUAGGGGAAUUUCCAAUGGUUGUAUUACUGUUGGGUAGAAAGCAUCGAUGCACGGGGACAAUUAUAUCAAAGGAUAAAAUAUUGACAGCUGGACAUUGUGCAUGCGGUGAUCCAACGUAUAAAGUCUAUGCAAAUGUAACAGAUCUCGACAGUCGAUAUUCAAGUUAUGCACAAUAUCGUCAGGCUGAUAGUGUUGCCUAUCCCGUGGCCUAUCGAAAUCAGUGUCAUGCUAUCAAUCUUGGUUUAACAGAUAAUCAAGAUCUCCUUGGUGGUUCACCGGAUAUUUCAAUUUUUAUUUUAGACAAACCAUUUAACCUAGAGAAGGGGUAUGUGGAAAUAGGCAGUUUAGGAUAUGAAAUGCCGACUUUCUCAGGGGAAGAAGAAAAUACUACUACUGCUGCUGAUGUGAUCAUUUUAGGAUAUGGUGAAGAUGAAGCAAGCGACAGAGUUGGUCAACUUCGCUUUGGUAUUAUCAAACUUUCUGAAUGUCCAAAUAAUAUAAAUAUACCAACAAAAGGUGCACUUUGUGCUAAUAUAAAUUCAAAUGAACAAGGACCAGAUGUCGGCGAUAGUGGAGGACCAAUAUUCAAUGAAGACGGACAUGUUAUCGGUAUCACUUCAAUAGCUGGAAAUGGUUGGUUUGUAUUUUCUAGUGUUGCUACACAUCGGAAAUUUAUUCAAAGCGUAAUUAAUGAUAAUUUCUAA
Trichobilharzia regenti is the source of this 837-nucleotide messenger RNA. Lineage: Eukaryota; Metazoa; Platyhelminthes; Trematoda; Strigeidida; Schistosomatidae. The record is from the annotation of a GenBank genome assembly.